CUUUUUUUUUUCCUAUCUUUUCCUUUCUUUCCGUAUUUCCCGGGUUCCCAUUGUCCUCUCUAGACUUCCUCCUAGAUAUUUCUCAGGUGUAUUAGUAGGUGGUUUAAGGUAUCCUGGGCAGUUUAUAAAAGAGAUCGGAUCUAAUGGACACACUUCACAACGCUACCCUCCCGCAGCCCAACCCCAUCAAUGGCCUCAGCGGCGCCGCAGAUCCGGGCGAUCCGGCAUCGCCCGCCGGGUGGCGCAUCAUCGCGCCGACCGUCAUCGUGUGCUACCUCACCCUAGUCCAAGUCCUGCGCUUCCGCGCCCUCCGCGCCCUCGAGCGCAAGUACAGCGCCUACGCCGCGGACCCGUACGCGCUCGACUACCGGCAGGCGGCGGAGGUGAUGCGGCUGCACCAGCUGCGCGACACGCCGUUCCUGUUCUACUUCGGCACGCAGUGGGCGUUAGUGAAGAGCUACGGCAUGGCGACGGGGACGCCGCUGCUCGUCAAGACGCGGCAGCUGUGCGACCCGGCCCGCGUCGGCCGCCGCGCCGAGGACACGGCUAUCCUGCUCAUGGAGCUGCUGUGCGGCGACCUGGACUCGGAGAGGGGCCGCCGGGCCACGGCGCGGCUGAACUGGAUGCACGGCCGCUACGAGAGCCACAUCGUGCGCGCCGAUUACGUGCACACGCUAGCGCUGUUCGUGCUCGAGCCCGCGCGCUGGAUCGACCGCUACGAGUGGCGGGCGCUGACGCGCCUCGAGAAGGUCGCGUACCUGGUGUACUGGCGCGAGCUCGCGCGGCGCAUGGGGUUUUUGGAGCUGGUGCCGGAGACGCUGGAGGCGCUCGAGCGGUGGAAGCUCGAGUACGAGGCUAAGCACAUGUACUUCAUCCCGCAGAACAAGAUGGUGGCGGAGGCGACGGUCAACUUGUUCCUGAGGGGCGUGCCGACCUUCUUGCAUGGUGUUAUGAGGAGUCUUUUCAUCUCGUUUAUUGAUGAGAAGCCUGUUCGCGUUGCGCUGGGCUUCCCGGAGCCGCCGAUCUGGGCGACGGCGCUGACGAAGGGGUUCUUUCGCUUGCGUGGGUUCGUGGUGCGGUAUUUUUUCUUGCCGCGCGCUGUGCCUAUGGAUCCUCUGGCUCGGCCUGCGAAGGACGGGCGUUUGUAUCGGAGCGCGCGUUUCGUCGGGUUCGAGCCGUGGUACGUGGCCGAUACGUUGUAUAACCGAGUAAUGCUAUGGCUUAGUUCGGGUGGCAAGGUUACGCCCGGUGGAAAGUUUCAAGGAAGGGGUUACGUGCCGGAGGAGCUUGGGCCGGCUGAGUUCGAGAAAAUGGGCAGGGAGGAGGUGUUGAAACAGGCGGAGGCUAUGAAGGAGUUCGCAAUGGGGGAGAAAGAUGAGGCGAUAGGAGGUGGUUGUCCCAUGAGUUUUGGCUUUUAACCACGAAUGAUGACUUACGUCUACUCAAGUUGGCUAUCGACUCAAUCAAAAUUGUCAUGAUAUUCUUACUACCAUGAAGCGAUGAUCGAGAUUUGUAAGU
Annulohypoxylon truncatum is the source of this 1518-nucleotide messenger RNA. RefSeq lists its product as uncharacterized. NCBI's taxonomy places the organism in Eukaryota, Fungi, Ascomycota, Sordariomycetes, Xylariales, Hypoxylaceae. Bases 144 to 1418 code for a protein of 424 amino acids. Gene Ontology annotation, molecular function: oxidoreductase activity. The record is from RefSeq and is a predicted model, not a curated record. The transcript has a single exon.